Procambarus clarkii (red swamp crayfish) is the source of this 4197-nucleotide messenger RNA. RefSeq names its product exosome RNA helicase Mtr4. Gene Ontology annotation, biological process: RNA catabolic process; maturation of 5.8S rRNA. Gene Ontology annotation, cellular component: nucleus. Gene Ontology annotation, molecular function: RNA binding; ATP binding; RNA helicase activity. The record is from RefSeq and is a predicted model, not a curated record. Lineage: Eukaryota; Metazoa; Arthropoda; Malacostraca; Decapoda; Cambaridae.
GCCGGGAGUGGUGCGCUGGGAAGGGGUCUCGUGGUGGCGGCGCUGCAACACGCACCAGUCAACACAACACAGGGAUACGGGGCAGGAUGGCGUGCUUCGGGGAAGAUCUUUUUGACUUCGUGGAGGAGGAGGGCGUGCAGCGGGUGGAGGCCCUGCCAGACAUCGAGCUGGUGGACGAGGAGGAGAAUGAGAAAGCAGCUGAGGAACUCAACCAGUUAUUAGGAAAGAGAAUUGCUGAAGAUGACAAGAAGAUUAAGGGAGUAUCCAAGAAGCGUCGCUCUCAAGUGGAGACAACACAGUCUGAGCUUAGAUUAAUAGAAGAUUUGCCAAGAAUAGCUGUACAUAUUAUAGAGACCUUCGAAGCAUGUACACAUGAAGUGGCUGUACCCCCUGGAGAAAUGUAUAUUCCACUUCAACCUGCCAAAGAAAAACCAGCAAAGUUAUAUUCAUUUAUACUGGACCCUUUCCAGAAAGAAGCCAUAUUAUGUAUUGAUAAUAAUCAGUCGGUAUUGGUUUCCGCUCACACAUCGGCUGGUAAAACAGUCGUUGCCGAGUAUGCGGUUGCCAUGUGUUUACAGAACAAGCAGAGAGUCAUAUAUACAACUCCCAUUAAGGCUUUGAGUAAUCAGAAAUACAGAGAUUUUAGCGAUGAAUUCACUGAUGUGGGUCUGUUGACCGGUGAUGUGACUAUCAAUCCAAAUGCCUCUUGUCUCAUCAUGACCACAGAAAUUUUACGGUCCAUGCUGUAUCGAGGCUCCGAGGUGACGAGAGAAGCUGGUUGGGUUAUCUUUGACGAGAUUCACUACAUGAGAGACAAGGAGAGAGGAUACGUGUGGGAAGAGACCAUUAUCCUUCUACCACCAACGGUCAAAUUUGUCUUUCUCUCUGCAACUAUUCCUAAUGCAAGCCAGUUUGCCCAGUGGGUUUGUUACCUUCACCAUCAGCCAUGCCAUGUGGUGUACACAGACUACCGUCCGACUCCUCUCCAACACUAUAUCUUCCCUGCUGGGGGCGAAGGAAUCUAUCUCUCUGUUGAUGAAACUGGCAAGUUCAGAGAAGAUAAUUUUAAUACAGCAAUGACAAUUUUGCAAAAUGCACCAGAACAGGCCCAUUUAAAAGGCAAGAAAGGUGGAGUGAAGGAUGGUUCCGAUUGCUAUAAACUUGUGAAGAUGAUAAUGGAGCGCAACUUUGCACCGGUCAUCAUCUUCAGUUUCUCCAAAAAGGAAUGUGAGGCCUAUGCUCUCCAGGUGUCCAAGUUGGAUUUCAAUUUAGCCGAGGAAAAACAGUUGGUGGAUGAAGUGUUCAGCAAUGCUAUUUCGGUCCUUUCUGAGGAGGACAGACAAUUACCGCAGGUGGUUUCAGUUCUGCCUCUACUACGACGAGGCAUAGGCAUUCAUCAUGGAGGUUUGUUGCCCAUUAUCAAGGAGACGAUAGAGAUCUUGUUCGGAGAGGGUUUAGUGAAGGCCCUUUUUGCGACUGAAACAUUUGCCAUGGGUCUUAAUAUGCCUGCCAGAACUGUGCUCUUCACUAAUGUUCGUAAAUUUGAUGGACAAGACUUUCGAUGGUUGACAUCAGGAGAAUACAUCCAGAUGUCUGGGCGUGCAGGUCGACGAGGGAAAGAUGACAAAGGUGUCGUUAUAAUGAUGGUGGAUGAGAAGCUUAACACCUCAGUUGUGAAGAACUUGGUGCAGGGCAAUGCUGAUCCCAUCAACUCUGCAUUCCACCUGACGUACAACAUGGUGCUGAAUUUGUUGCGUGUGGAGCAGAUAAACCCGGAAUAUAUCUUGGAGAGAUCAUUCUUCCAAUUCCAAAAUUACUCAUCCAUUCCAGCACUUUGUGACCGUGUGAGGACUUGUGAAACGGAGUUGGAAACAAUGAAUGUGCCACGAGAGACUGAAGUGGAAAGUUACUACAAGAUUAAGCAGACUAUACACAACCUCAAGAACGAGCGCCAUGCCUUCAUCACUCGACCCAUAUACAUCAUGCCAUUCCUACAACCGGGGAGACUGGUCUAUAUUAAGAAUAAUGAUGAUGACUUCGGCUGGGGGGUGGUGCUGAGCUACAAAAAACAGGAGGACAAGAAGAAUCCCAUGGAGGCUCCGACAAUAACUGUUGACGUGAUAUUGCGUGUAUCAGAGGCAACGGCUGCUUCAAAGGUGACUUCAGAUUUAAAACCUCCUAAGCCAGGUGAGAAGAGUGAGCCAGUGGUGAUGUCAGUGAUGUUGAAGCUGAUUCAGGAAGUGUCUGCAGUUAGGCUGAAGCUGCCGAGUGACCUCAAGCCCCUUGACCAGCGUGUUAUGGUCAUGAAGAUGGUGCAGGAAGCCUUGAAGAGGGUUCCAGAGAACCAAUUUCUACUCGACCCAGUGAAGAACAUGAAGAUAAAAGAUGAAACACUCUUGGAGAUUGUGAACAAGCUUGAGAAGUUUAGCGUUCGUCUUGAGUCACACAGGUUACACAAAGAGCCCGACCGAGAUGAGUUGUACGAAAAGUUCUCAAAGAAAAUGGAGAUGAAAAAGGAAUUAAACAAUGCUGAGGUAGACCUAAAGAGAGCAAAGAGUCUCUUGCAAAUGGAUGAACUGAAGUGCAGAAAACGUGUUCUACGUCGCUUGGGUUAUGCCACCUCCCAGGAUGUGAUCGAGCGUAAGGGCAGAGUAGCUUGUGAACUGUCAGCCGCAGAUGAACUCCUCAUAACAGAGAUGCUCUUCAAUGGCCUCUUCAACAAUAUAACGGCUGCUCAGACAUGUGCCUUACUCAGCACAUUUGUCUGUGAUGAAAAGAGUUCUGAAAUGCCCAAACUUGGAGAAGAGUUGUCGGGACCAUUAAGACAGAUGCAGGACAUGGCUCGUAGAAUUGCCCGUGUCAGUCAUGAAUGCAAAUUGGAGAUUGAUGAAGAAAACUAUGUUGAGCAGUUUAGACCUUUCCUGAUGGAUGUUGUAUAUGACUGGUGCAAUGGUUCUUCGUUUAUGGAACUUUGCACCAAAACAGAGAUCUAUGAAGGAAGCAUUAUUCGAGCUAUGCGUCGUCUGGAGGAGCUCCUACGCCAGAUGAUCCAGGCUGCCAAAGCCAUUGGCAUUGACUUGGAAAAUAAGUUCUCUGAAGGAGUCAAGCUAUUAAAGAGAGAUAUUGUAUUUGCAGCAAGUCUCUACUUGUAGGAAAAUGACAAGAAAGGUAUUUUGUAAUGUGUGUAAAUGAAGACUGAAAGAGGGAGUGUUAGUGUUCAUUUUUUGUCUGCAUUAUGAGUCUUUUAAUGGCACUGUAAUUUUACAAACAUGACUUAUUUUAUCCAAGAUUUUUUUAUUUAACUUCCUUUUUAAGGUUGAUGGAAAAAAUUAACAAAGCAAUACUAAAAUGGGAAAUUACACUGAUCAAUGAGGGAAUACAUGUACAAUAUUGUGCUUUGAUAUAAGACUGUAUUUGCAGCAAGUCUCUACUUAUAGAAAAAUGACAAGGUAUUUUGUAAUGUGUAAUUUAUAAUCUAAACCCUUGAUUCUUUUUAAUGGUGAGGAAAUUUUCUAGGUUUUGUAUGUUUUCCAUAAGUUUUCUAUUCAUAGUCAUAGUUUCUACAUAGUCAUUAAUGAGACGGUAAAUAAUGGCACAAGAUAAAAAGGUUUUGAUAUGGAUAAAGAAUUGUAUUACUGAGUUGCACGAGUUGAUACAAAGCAUUCAGUAGUGUUUGACAGUGGAUUAAUUUUCCUGCCAUCUAAGAAUACUGUAGUUAAGGAAAUGAUUGAUGUAACAAUUCGGUUGGGCAAAGUGAACAAUAUAACACGGGUCCUGGGGGCCAAAUGUUGUGCCCUUACUGUAUAAUGCAGUGCUCAUAAAUUUAUGGUGUACAUAGAUUUUAGCUCCUUGAUUAAUAUUGUACAGAGAUAUGAACAAUUUUAUUUUAAAGUAUUGGCACGACACUUUUCUAUUAAUCUUCAUUGAGAGUGUCUAUGAACCUCUCUGGUUGAAAGGGUGAAUUCUUUAGUUACUUGCAGUUUCAUCAUUUAGUGCUAUAAAGCAUAACGGUAAUGUACUAAAUAAUAUACUAUAGUCAGAAUUUGUAAUACAAUACACUAAUGUAAGUACAUAUCCCCAUUAGUCAUGUUGUCAAAGUGUACGAGAGACUGCCAUUAAACACUAUUUGAUCAGUUCGUGUUAGUUUGUUAAUUAUGUUUUAACAAUUUCUUAUUCAAUCAGCAAAUUGGCCUGGCA